Molecule: messenger RNA, 1643 nt
Organism: Anas platyrhynchos (mallard)
Lineage: Eukaryota; Metazoa; Chordata; Aves; Anseriformes; Anatidae
Source: RefSeq, a predicted model, not a curated record
AUGGCUGCCGUUGCCAUAGCAACAACGACAGACGCCAUGGCCGCCGCGGGGCUGCUGCUGCCGGCCGAGGUCGAGGCGCUGGUGCAGGCCCUGAGGGGCACCGAGCUGCGGGAUGCCGGCGGGCAGGGGUGGCUUCGGCAGCACGAGAGCGUGGAGAAGCUCAACAUGCACGCCAUCCUCAGCGCCGCCGCCGGCCAGGAGCAGCUCCUCACCGAGCUGCUCGUCAGCCAUGCCAAGGAAAGCAAAUUGGUGCUGUGCUGGGUGCUCCAGGACCAAAACGGCCACGGGGUGCUGGGCACCAGCCUGGCCCCUCUGCCUCAUGCCCGUCUGAAAGGCUCCACUCCUGUCCAGAUUCCCGUUCUCAUCGGGGAGCUGAUCUCAGCAGAGGUCUGGAAGCACAAGGUCUUUCCCGUGCUGUGCCAGCUGGAGGACUUCCACCCGAGAAGCACCUUUCCCAUCUACAUGGUGCUGUAUCACGAAGCCUCCAUCAUCAACCUCUUGCAGACGGUGUUUUUCCACAAGGAGAUCUGCGAGUCGGCAGAGGACAGCGUUCUGGAUUUAAUCGAUUACUGCCACCGAAAGCUGACCCUGCUUGCAGCUCGAAGCACCAACGGACAGGCAGCGACCCAGAAAGAGCUUAAUUCCAAGGACCUGGUCAGCCUGUCGUCCAUGCAGGAGCUGCAGGAGCAGGCGGAGGCGAUGGAGUUUAAGAUUUCUCUGAAAGCCCUCUCAGUGCUGCGGUACAUCACUGACCAGGUGGACAGCUUGCCCCUGAGCGCGCUGACACGGAUGCUGAACACCCACAACCUGCCCUGCCUCCUCGUCCAGCUGGUGGAGCACUGCCCCUGGAGCUGCUACGAAGCAGGCACGCUCAAGAAGUUUGAGAACGAUGAGUGGUACGAGGUGCCCCCUGAGGAUCAGCUGAAGAUAACCAAGCUCGACGGGCAGGUGUGGCUUGCCCUCCUCAACCUUCUGCUCAGCCCCGAAUGCCAGCACAAAUACCACUUCGACAGCUUCAACAAGAGCCAGCUCCUCAAGCUCCGGGCGUUCCUGACAGACGUCCUGCUGGACCAGCUGCCCAACCUGGUGGAGAUGCAGAGGUUUCUGAGCCACCUCGCGGUGACAGAGCCGGCUCCGCCGAAAAAGGAUCUCGUGCUGGAGCAGGUGCCCGUCAUCUGGGACCACCUCCUCAGGAAAAACGCGGGCAAGUGGGAAGCCAUCGCCAAGCACCAGGUGAAGCACGUCUUCAGCCCCACCGAGGGGGAGCUGAAGGUCCAGGCACGCAGGUGGUCGCAGAUGUACAGCCUGGACCUGCUGGAGGCUCUCGCCCCCGGCAAGCCCCGAUGCCGGGUGUGUGGGGUGGAGGCGGCCAAGCGGUGCUCCCGCUGCCGCAACGAGUGGUACUGCACGCGGGUGUGCCAGGUCCAGCACUGGCAGAAGCACCGCAAGGCCUGCGACCUGCUGGCACAGGCAGGGGGGACAGCGGGUGCCCCGUGAGCAGGACCUGCAGGAGGAGAAGCCCCUUGGGACCACCGGGGUGGGCUCACAGCAAGCAUCUCCCCACCUGCUGCUCGCCGAGCCCCCUGCAGCCUCAGCCUCCCUCUCCCCACCACCCCCUCUUCUUCUGCACCCCAUUGGGGCUC